AUGGUCGAGCCUUCUUAUGAACUCGACUUUCUAGAUGACACCAUAAUGUUUGUCACUUCAGACACGUGGACGCUAAUAUUUGAUGGAGCUUCAUCAAAAUAUGGCUAUGGAAUUGAAAUUUUGUUGUUAGAUACUAUGGGAGCAUAUAAUUCCAUCUAUAUUAAGUUAGAAUAUUCUGUAACCAACAAUGAAGCCGAGUAUGAAGCAUGUCUCCUGGGUCUCAAAAUUGCAUAUGAACGAGAAGCAACUAGACUAGACUUAAUUAGCAACUCUAAUUUGGUUAUAUCCCAGGUUAACAAAACCAGACAAGUGCGAGGGGAAAAUCUGAAGCCCUAUCGUACUUGCCUACUCCAAUUCCUCGACAAGUUCGAUCACGUGUCUUUUGUACACGUGCCUAGAAGCCAAAAUCGCUUUUCUGAUUCUUUGGUUACGCUAGCCGCUAUGACCCAAAUCCAUGUUGGAAUAAAGGUCAAAUCUCUGAAAAUCUGGUAG
This is a messenger RNA of Impatiens glandulifera, 492 nucleotides long. RefSeq lists its product as uncharacterized. Bases 1 to 492 code for a protein of 163 amino acids. The transcript has a single exon. The record is from RefSeq and is a predicted model, not a curated record. Gene Ontology annotation, molecular function: RNA-DNA hybrid ribonuclease activity; nucleic acid binding. NCBI's taxonomy places the organism in Eukaryota, Viridiplantae, Streptophyta, Magnoliopsida, Ericales, Balsaminaceae.